This is a messenger RNA of Anguilla anguilla (European eel), 1184 nucleotides long. It is a transcript of the gene sdhaf3, whose product is annotated as succinate dehydrogenase complex assembly factor 3. The record is from RefSeq and is a predicted model, not a curated record. Gene Ontology annotation, cellular component: mitochondrial intermembrane space; mitochondrion. Bases 383 to 760 code for a protein of 125 amino acids. The transcript has 3 exons. Gene Ontology annotation, biological process: mitochondrial respiratory chain complex II assembly; succinate metabolic process. NCBI's taxonomy places the organism in Eukaryota, Metazoa, Chordata, Actinopteri, Anguilliformes, Anguillidae.
AGUAGGACCUUAGAUUUAACAAGUUCCGGUAACGGAACAUUUGCUGGAAUAAUGGCACAUUAGAAUUUCCAACAAACAAGAUAUUGUCCGAUGUCUUGUUACGAUUGAAGAAUCUCAGCAGAACAUGUCAGGUCUUUAGGAACGCAAAAAAUGUCACCUUAGGUAACUAUCCUUCUGUAUAUCUCUAAGAGUGAUGAGGUUAAUUCUAUGUGUUCACAGACUGCGCGCCUUCAUUUGAUUUAAUAGCAGAUACGUCCGAUUUGGGCUCAAAAUUCUGAAUACCCGAGGCUUUGCCGAACUAACUUUGCUUGACCUAGCGAGUUUUGGGACUAAAACCCACUCACCAGGCUAUCGCUAUUUCACUCAAGACGAGGGGCGACGCAUGGCAAAUCCCGCCCACGUUUCAAAGGUGCGGGCAUUGUACAAACGGAUUCUCCAGCUGCACCGGUUUUUGCCGAUAGACCUACGGGCCCUGGGUGACCAGUAUGUCAAAGACGAAUUCAGAAGACACAAAUCCGCAAACCCGGCGGAAGUCAAGUCCUUUAUGAUCGAAUGGGAGAGCUACAGGGACACGCUGCAGACGCAGGUGCUGGACUCGGCGUCCGGCGGGAGGGCGGGGGGGGCGUUCGGGGCGGAGCUGUCCGAGGAGAAGCUGAAGCAGUUCCAGAACGAGCAGUUUGGGCAGCUGUACCAGUUGAUGCUGGAGUCCACCAAGCCCAACCCACAGUUCCACAUACAAGAGGACGGCCUGCAGAAGUGAGGGGGGGGGGGGGGCGGGGGGGCGGAGACAGGGGCGGAGCCACCAAGCCCAACCCACAGUUCCACAUACAAGAGGACGGCCUGCAGAAGUGAGGGGGGGUGGGGGGGGGGGCGGAGUCAUGGGCGGAGCCUCAACCACAGCUUCACAUACUGGAGUUAGUGGGGAGGGCGGAGUCAUGGGCGGAGCCUCAACCACAGCUUCACAUACUGGAGUUAGUAUGGGGGGGCGGAGUCAUGGGCGGAGCCUCCCAGCCCAUCACACACUUCCACAUACGGGAGUGGGGGGGGGUCAGAGAUGGACAUGGGCGGAGCCUCCCCCAACCAACCCACGGUUUCCACAGUGAACGUGAACGUUAAACUGCCAAACUGACUGUGAUUAUAAUAAGUGCGUAACUAUAAUAAAGUGUUCUGUUUCAGAUACCCGG